GCCAAUCAAACUCGACUCGCCUCCACAGGGCAACAUGACCAACGCGGAACGAUCGGCGCCGUUCGAUGUAUGGCGAGAUAGCCCUCUCCGGUACCUUGGAUACGCGAAUGAACUGGGCGAGUCCUUUCGCCCAUUGUUUCCGCGUGCUAUUGCGCCGUCGUAUGUUGUGGCCAUCGGGUACGUCAUAGGCGACACGAUUGACAAGGGCAUGGGCGCUCUCAACGAAGACCCGUCAACACAGCCGUCGUCGGCAUUGGGGCGUGGAGACAACAAAACUCGCGCUGUUAAGGCGGCUCUGGACACUUUGAUAUGGCAAGGAUUUGCUAGCGUGGCCAUUCCAGGCGUCGUGAUCAAUCGUGUGGUUGCUGCAUCGGCGUACGCGAUCUCAAAGCAAGCGAAGGCCACUCCAGCGAUGCUCAAGUGGGGUCCGACAUGCAUCGGGCUUGGCGUGAUUCCGUUCAUUAUCCAUCCCAUCGACAACUUCGUGGACUUUGCCAUGGACCGCACGACGCGGGUGUGGUCAAGGGACAUUUGAGAGAUGUGAUCGACUUUGCACACGUGGACAACCCAAUUUCUCACCACUAUUGCACCAACAUAAACGAGUCUAUUUUGAGCAUAUUUUGAGUGUGA
Molecule: messenger RNA, 630 nt
Organism: Aphanomyces invadans
Lineage: Eukaryota; Oomycota; Saprolegniomycetes; Saprolegniales; Verrucalvaceae
Exons: 3
Coding region: 35-535 (166 amino acids)
Biological process (GO): mitochondrial fission
Cellular component (GO): mitochondrion
Source: RefSeq, a predicted model, not a curated record